AUGUAUUGUAAAGUUGAGUCCGAACGUUUAAAAUACAUUCGUUCUCACCAGGACCAAUUAAGAGCAACAGAAUACGUUAAUCUAGAGGAUGCAAUGCGUCAAGACGGUGAUGCAGCCAACGUUGGAAAACGUAUUAUUCUUCCUUCAACAUUUAUUGGCUCACCUCGGUAUAUGAAUAAACGAAUGCAGGACGCAAUGACAUACCUCGGUAAGUUUGGAAAGCCGGAUCUCUUCAUUACAUUUACCUGCAAUCCUACCUGGCCAGAGAUUAAAGAGAAUGUGUUCGCUGGGCAGCUGCCAGAGCACAGACAUGACAUUGUGGCGCGCGUUUUUCAUGCCAAGUUGAAGAAAAUGCUAUUUUUACUGAAGGUUUUGCAUAUUUUUGGCCCACAGUCUGCUUGGAUGUAUACUGUGGAAUGGCAGAAGAGAGGUCUUCCACACGUUCAUAUGCUAGCCUGGUGUCAGGAUAGAAUCCACCCUGUGGAUAUUGACAGAAUUGUAUCUGCUGAGUUGCCCGAUCAAAAUGCUGAUCCUCAGCUGCACAGCAGUGUGACAAAGCAUAUGAUUCACGGUCCAUGUGGUGACUUUAAUCCGAGAAGUCCAUGCAUGAAGAAUAAAAGAUGUUCGAAGCGGUACCCUAGAGACUAUUGCGGUCAAACCUGCACUACGAAUGACGGAUAUCCCAUCUACCGAAGGCGUGACCCAGGUUUGGGUGGUCGCACAGCUAGAAUUAGACAACGGCUAAAAACAUUCGAUGUUGAUAAUGCCUGGAUCGUUCCAUUCAACCCUUUGCUUUCCAAAACAUUUAAUGCACACAUUAAUGUUGAGUACUGCAAUUCG
Molecule: messenger RNA, 840 nt
Organism: Octopus sinensis (East Asian common octopus)
Lineage: Eukaryota; Metazoa; Mollusca; Cephalopoda; Octopoda; Octopodidae
Exons: 1
Source: RefSeq, a predicted model, not a curated record